UGAGGCGUGCGGUGCUCCUAGAGUUGCCGUUGUGAUGCCGGGAACUUACUGGAGACAUGCCUAAGGGACGCAAUGGGCUUGAGCGACGAGAAGGAUCGCAUUGUGAUAAACGUGGGAGGUAUCAAACAUCAGACAUAUCGCGGUACCCUGCGUACCCUGCCCGGCACCCGCUUAUCCUGGCUCGCCGAACCCGACGCGCCUAGCCACUUCGACUGGGAUGACAAACAUGAGGAAUUCUUCUUCGACCGCCACCCGGGUGUUUUCGCCCAUAUCCUUAAUUAUUACCGGACAGGUAAACUGCACUGCCCUGCCGAUGUCUGCGGGCCACUGUAUGAGGAGGAACUGGCCUUCUGGGGCAUCGACGAGACGGACGUGGAGCCGUGCUGUUGGAUGACCUAUAGCCAGCACCGGGAGGCGGAAGAGGCACUUGAUAGUUUUGGCGGGGGGGCCCUGCUCGACCUGACUGGUAACGAUGAUCCAGACCCGGAGAUUACAGCCGACCAGGGUGACGGGGUUGGUGAUGAGGCUGAUGAGAUGACAAGGAGGCUGGCACAGGGGGAUUCUCCAGAUGCCAAGGCAGGGGGGGUUUGGGGCCGCUGGCAGAAACGCAUGUGGGCUCUGUUUGAAGACCCCUACUCCUCUAAAUACGCACGGUUCACUCAUGACUGCAUGGCCAGACACGACUCCAACACCAUCAAGUUUGCAGACGACACAACAGUGACAAAGGAGAUGAUUGUGAACUACAGGAAAAGGAGGAUCGAGCACGCCCCCAUUCUCAUCGACGGGCUGCAGUGGUGA
Molecule: messenger RNA, 798 nt
Organism: Oncorhynchus masou masou (cherry salmon)
Lineage: Eukaryota; Metazoa; Chordata; Actinopteri; Salmoniformes; Salmonidae
Product: potassium voltage-gated channel subfamily C member 1-like
Exons: 3
Coding region: 73-798 (241 amino acids)
Biological process (GO): protein homooligomerization; potassium ion transmembrane transport
Cellular component (GO): neuronal cell body membrane; axon terminus; voltage-gated potassium channel complex
Molecular function (GO): protein binding; delayed rectifier potassium channel activity
Source: RefSeq, a predicted model, not a curated record